GCUUGCCGUAAAAGUGGUACCCAGAACCAGUUUACAAGCAGUCACGAGACCCGACCUUCGUUCUACUUUUGUUGUGUUUACACUGGCACAUGACCCGUAGACGUGUGUAUAUGAUAUGGAGUUGGACCUUGUUAUUUGGUUACUGCAGAUAACAGUUUUAGUGCAGGCUGAAGUAUGCGAAAAACUCACGGCCUGUUCGUGUAAAACAUCUAGUGGAGUGGUGGAUCUCUCAGCUCUGCCGAGUUCUACGCAAGUGACAGACCCACAGAAAUAUUUAAAUGUCUGGAGUCCUUGUAAUGGGGUAGCAUGUGCAUCAAAAUCAGGAGUGUCUGUUUGUCAGUCGACCAAGUCAUCUCCCCCGAGCUCAUAUGUUAAUGGCUAUGUUAACACUGCGAGAUUCACCGGAGACCCCACCACCAAUCAGCUGGUUCUGAGUUACACUGGAGACAAGGAUACCACCGUAGAUAAAACAAGAAAAACCUCUAUUCAGUUAAUCUGUGAUGAGAGCGCUGCAGAAAAUACACUCACUGCCCAAGGAGAAACAUCACAGGGCAGCGUGGAUUAUAAAUUUACGCUGCGGAGUAAACACGCCUGUGUAUCUUCUGGAAGCAUCAGUGCUGGAUCAGUCUUACUAAUAAUAUUUUUCGUGUUAGUUCUGCUCUACUUCGUCGGAGGGAUUUUAUUUCUAAGAUUUUAUCGAGGGGCCAGUGGUGUGGAGAUGAUUCCUAACUUUGAAUUUUGGAAAGAUUUUCCAUUUCUUGUAAAGGAUGGUAUGGUGUUUACAUUUCGUGGAUGCAAAACAGAUACAACGUACACACAGAUAUGAUGUAUAGGAUAGUAUAACCGUCAUCAUCGCCUGCUGUCACUGCCUGUGUUUGCAAGGAGUAUCAGCCAAUCAUCUCUUAAGGAUGGGUGUCACAUGUUACAUCGGGUAUUAGCAUUAUGGAUGGAGAAUCAAGAAUAUGUAGUAUAAUAUUUAAAAAAACCCAGAAAUUAUUUAUUUACUGAAAAA
This is a messenger RNA of Ostrea edulis (European flat oyster), 1012 nucleotides long. Its product is annotated as cation-dependent mannose-6-phosphate receptor-like. Gene Ontology annotation, cellular component: trans-Golgi network. Lineage: Eukaryota; Metazoa; Mollusca; Bivalvia; Ostreida; Ostreidae. The transcript is spliced from 7 exons. The record is from RefSeq and is a predicted model, not a curated record. The coding region runs from base 116 to 826 and encodes 236 amino acids.